CAUGGAUUCCCUUGAUGUAUAUGCGGAACAGUUUUCACAAUCUACCAUUCUUUCCCAACCUAUUACAAAGCCUAUACAGAAUUCACUGCUCUGGGAAGAAGAAUCCUUCCCAAAAUAUGUUUGUCGUAUAUGCAAAAAGACAUUUUAUAAUGCGACAGCUUUGCAAAAUCAUAAAAAUAUGCAGCACGAUAACAAUGGGUCCAGUAGUGACAACGAGCAGAAUGUUUUGCGACAGAGCGAUCAGGUGUAUAAUGAUCUAAGUGCGUUCAAGUUUAUACCAUUAAGAAAUUAUGAGGAGUCUGCUGAUGUAACAGUUCAGGACGGUCUGAUGACGCGUCUUUUCAAUGAGGAUACAACGUAUUUGUUGGUGAAAGUGGAAGGAGGUGACAUGGACGUCGAGUGUACGAAGAGAUCCCGGAUGGGGGGUGUUUUAAAACGAACUCAGAAUAAGCCAGGAAAACCCCCUGUUGACUUGAGGGGUCCUUUUACGUGCACUUUUCCAUCAACGCUACGUCCAGAUCUACAGUGCCGUCAAAUAUUUUUUAACUGCUGCGAUUAUUCUCUACACUACCGGGAAGAGCACACUAAGAGACGCAAAGCUGCUCUGCGUUGCCAAGUGUGUGAGAAGCCACUCGACAGAGACGUCUACUCGGAUACCUCGAUCGCAGCGCAAAUUCAAGCUGUGAAUCUAUUGACCUAUUAUUGUCAAAUAUGUGGCCAGACCUUCGUAAAUGGUACAGAAUAUGAUGCCCAUAAUCGCAUCGCCCACGCAAAGAUGAAACCCCACCAAUGUUCUAUAUGCGCCAAACGUUUUACUCAACAAGGCGGUCUUCAACAGCAUAUGCGGAUGCAUACAGGUAUUCGCCCGUUCGGAUGCACUUUUUGUCCGAAAGCUUUUACGCAAAAGGCUGGUCUUGAUCAGCAUUUGCGUACCCAUACGAAAAUAAAGCCGUUUAAAUGUGUGAUAUGCAGCAAGUGCUUCUCGCAGUCGGUUCAUUUACGUCAGCAUAUGCGUACACAUACAAAUAUCCAGCCCUUUAAAUGUUCAGUAUGCGGGAGAAGGUUUAAGCAAAGCAGUCAUCUAAAUUUUCAUAUGAGAUCGCACAUAGGUGAUACGGAUCAACUGCUCGUGGAUCAGUACUCGCAAGCUCUGCACCGUCAGAAUCCGAUGGAGUUUUUGAAUAUGGCGAGUUUGCAGCCGGUUCAAGAUGGCGAGAGCGUAUACUUUGCAGUGGAACUUGGCAAUGAACCUGGGCAACGUACAGCAGAGCAUAAUCCUUUUGGUUAUCAAUCGCAUCCUGUGCUCCCCGAUAACGUUCUGUCAUUGUAAACCGGUUCACG
Molecule: messenger RNA, 1341 nt
Organism: Achroia grisella
Lineage: Eukaryota; Metazoa; Arthropoda; Insecta; Lepidoptera; Pyralidae
Product: zinc finger protein 568-like
Exons: 4
Coding region: 2-1330 (442 amino acids)
Biological process (GO): regulation of transcription by RNA polymerase II
Cellular component (GO): nucleus
Molecular function (GO): RNA polymerase II cis-regulatory region sequence-specific DNA binding; DNA-binding transcription factor activity, RNA polymerase II-specific
Source: RefSeq, a predicted model, not a curated record